Molecule: messenger RNA, 1793 nt
Organism: Acipenser ruthenus (sterlet)
Lineage: Eukaryota; Metazoa; Chordata; Actinopteri; Acipenseriformes; Acipenseridae
Product: membrane-spanning 4-domains subfamily A member 8-like
Exons: 8
Coding region: 151-918 (255 amino acids)
Cellular component (GO): membrane
Source: RefSeq, a predicted model, not a curated record
GCGCACCUGAGACAGGACAGAGCAACCGAGAAUCGCAAUCCGUUUGCUUGCUUCUCGCAGAGCACCGGAAAGCUUUUUCUAGAUUGCACCCGAACCGCAGCAGCGUUUCUUCGACAGUACCUCUCUUCAGCUCCUCCGCUCCUGAAGACAAUGUCCACGUCUGUCGGUGGGGUCGUGGUCGUCACCCAGUUUUACCCGCAAGCCCCUCCCGAUAACGGCCCACCAGCUCCCGCUGGGGUUCCGAGGUGCCAAGUGGUCCCCAGCAGCACCCUGUGCCAGCCGUCAGGGCAGCUGAAGCGCUUCCUCAAAGGAGAGCCAAGGCCACUGGGGACCGUCCAGAUAAUUAUGGGAGUGAUAAACAUCCUGUUCGGUGCGGUUCUGUCGAGGACGCUGUGGUCCAUUGCAGGGAUACUCGGAGCUCCCUUUUGGACCGGUCUAUUUUACAUCAUCUCAGGAUCGCUCUCCGUCGCCGCGGACAAGACUCCCAAGAUCAGCCUUAUAAAGGGGACCUUGGCCAUGAACAUCCUCAGCAGCAUCCUAGCGGGAGUUGGGAUAAUCAUUUACCUCGUCGAUCUGGCGGUGUGCAGCCGCUAUAAUUCUUACGCGUAUCACUCCUAUGACAGCGACACAGCUUCUCCUGUGCUUCUGAAUCGCACAGCUGAAGGGCUGAAGUCUGUCUUGCUUGUUUUCACGACGCUGGAGUUCUGUGUGGCGAUCUCGCUUUCUGGCUUCGGGUGCAAAUCGGUGUGUCACGGAUCCCAAGAUCAAACGCCUCUGGUGGUCAUCCAGAGCGCCUACAACACAGCCAGAGCGCCCCCUGCUGGAGCGGAGAAUAUCUACAGCCUGGCUGCUCCCCCCUACAACCCGAUUUACACACCCCAGCCUGUCGCGUUGAACCCUCCGCCCUAUAAAUCCUAAACGGAGCGGCUUGCAUGGAUUCAAUCCGGAGCACACAGCGCGAUGCCCAUCAGACCUUCUUUAAAAAUAAUAAUAAUAAUAAUAAUAAUAAUAAUAAUAAUAAUAAUAAUAAUAAUAAUAAUAAUCAUCAUCAUCAUCAUCAUCAUAAGGGCAGCAGUGUGGAGUAGCGAUGAGGGCUCUGGACUCUUGACCGGAGGGUCGUGGGUUCAAUCCCAGGUGGGGGGGACACUGCUGCUGUACCCUUGAGCAAGGUACUUUACCUAGAUUGCUCCAGUAAAAACCCAACUGUAUAAAUGGGGAAUUGUAUGUAAAAAUAAUGUGAUAUCUUGUAACAAUUGUAAGUUGCCCUGGAUAAAGGUGUCUGCUAAGAAAUAAAUAAUAAUAAUAAUAACACACUUACAUGAAGGCGCAAAGCCGUAGGUAGACUUAUCUAUAAAGAAUAUCCCCUUGAGUCACGGAGUGUAUCAUUUCUGGUUAUGGCUGCUGGUCUCCGUAUCCAACCGAGCUCUCAAUGACUUAACUAGACCCUGAACUGAACUGAUCGUGUGCUUAAUUAGACCUUUUUAAUUGUUCUCAGCUCCUACAGAGUUCCAGAUUUCAAGUUGCUUAUAAAUGUUGUAGUUAAGUUGAACUCACCAACUGUUUAAGAUGAAAACAAUUAAAAAAAAAAAAAAAAAACGCUUAAUUAAGCUGCUUAACUCAAUUAAGAGUUUAGUUAAGAAAUCGAGAGCUCAGUUGAAAUGAAAAGCAUUUGACACAAUAUGUUAAAUAAUAAAAAAAAAUCAAAUUGCAGUAAAAAAAAAUACAAGCAAAGUAACCCAGCGAUGAUUUUCCUGUUGAAAGUUCAUAGCCUUUCCAAAGAGCUUGUUGUGUGA